Molecule: messenger RNA, 726 nt
Organism: Leptonychotes weddellii (Weddell seal)
Lineage: Eukaryota; Metazoa; Chordata; Mammalia; Carnivora; Phocidae
Source: RefSeq, a predicted model, not a curated record
AUGGGCGAGGUGACGGCGGAGCAGGUGGAGAAGUUCCUGGACUCGAAUAUCAUGUUUGCCAAACAGUACUACAACCUCCGCUACCGGGCCAAGGUCAUCUCAGACCUGCUGGGGGCCAAGGAGGCAGCCGUGGACUUCAGCAACUACCACUCGCUGAGCAGCGUGGAGGAGAGUGAAAUCAUCUUCGACCUCCUGCGGGACUUCCAGGAAAAUCUGCAGACGGAGAGAUGCAUCUUCAACGUCAUGAAGAAGCUGUGCUUCCUCCUGCGGGCAGACCGCAUGAGCCUGUUCAUGUACAGGGCCCGAAAUGGCAUCGCAGAGCUAGCCACCCGGCUCUUCAACGUCCACAAGGAUGCUGUUCUUGAGGAAUGCCUGGUGGUGCCCGACUCGGAGAUUGUGUUCCCCCUGGACAUGGGUGUGGUGGGUCACGUCGCGUACUCUAAAAAGGUCACCAACGUCCUCAACACAGAAGAGGAUGAGCAUUUCUGUGACUUCGUGGACACCCUCACAGAGUACCAGACCAAGAACAUCUUGGCUUCCCCCAUAAUGAAUGGGAAGGAUGUGGUGGCCAUAAUCAUGGCUGUGAAUAAAGUGGACGGGCCCCACUUCACCAAGACAGAUGAGGAGAUUCUUCUCAAGUACCUCAAUUUUGCAAAUCUAAUCAUGAAGGUAUACCACCUGAGUUACCUGCACAACUGUGAGACUCGGCGUGGCCAGAAACUUUGA